AUGGCUUCAAACAGUCUGUUCAGCAGUCCCAGCCCAAUGCUGUACUGGGAUCCUGUAGUGAAAUGUCGGCUGUCACCAUCGGCCAGCACUCGUCAACUGGAUGAGCAGGAGCUGAGAUGUCACCAUCCGUGCAGUACAGCGCCACCCAGAGGACUGGUACAGACUGACAGUCCAAAUUUCCUCUGCAGCAGCUUGCCUCAGCACUGGAGGUGUAAUAAGACGCUACCAAGAGCCUUCACUGUGGUUGCUCUGGGCAAUGAUGUGCCUGAUGGUGUGGUUGUGACAGUGAUGGCUGGCAAUGAUGAAAACAGCAGCGCUGAGUUACGCAAUGCCACAGCCACCAUGAAGCAAGGUUAUGCCUACUUCAACGACCUCCGCUUCGUAGGUCGCAGCGGCAGAGGCAAGAGCUUUACCUUGACAAUAAAUGUGCUGACCUCACCUCCCCAGAUCGCCACCCUGCACAGGGCCAUCAAGAUUACCGUGGAUGGACCACGGCUGCCCAGACGACAGAGGCAGAAGGAGAUAAAGUCAGGAGUGUUUAGGCCCUCCAGCACCAUCAGUAGCAGCACAGCCUCAUCAGAAUGCAGAUCCUUUCCUUCCUCCUCGCUGUGGAUGAAUGAGUCGUUUCUGGGCCCUGUGACCUCUUUGACAACCUCAUUUGCUCCUACUCCCAGAAUGCACCACCUGCCUGCCCUCCCUUACUCCACCCAACCUCCUCCAUACAGUUCCUACCUGUCUCCUCCUCCUCCUCCUCCGCUCAGCCACAGUGGUCCAUUCCAGCCUGGCAGCUUCCACUAUGGGCCGAACCAACCAAUACCAACCACAGGGGAGGACCGCAACGCUGUCGCAGCUCUGAGCAAUUACAUUGAAGGGGCGUGUCUUUCUAUGAGAGGGGAGGAGCCUGUAUGGAGACCUUAUUGA
Messenger RNA from Archocentrus centrarchus (flier cichlid), 921 nucleotides. RefSeq names its product runt-related transcription factor 3-like. Gene Ontology annotation, molecular function: DNA-binding transcription factor activity, RNA polymerase II-specific; RNA polymerase II cis-regulatory region sequence-specific DNA binding; ATP binding. NCBI's taxonomy places the organism in Eukaryota, Metazoa, Chordata, Actinopteri, Cichliformes, Cichlidae. The coding region runs from base 1 to 921 and encodes 306 amino acids. The record is from RefSeq and is a predicted model, not a curated record. The transcript has 6 exons. Gene Ontology annotation, biological process: regulation of transcription by RNA polymerase II; hemopoiesis; regulation of cell differentiation. Gene Ontology annotation, cellular component: nucleus.